CCGCCCGGCACCAUCCCCGGCCCGGUGGUGGCCAAGGCCGAGGUGGAGAGGUGGUUCACGGCCCCCGGCGUGCGGAGGAUCCGGCUGAAGGAGGGAGGCGUAAGGGGCUCCCUCUUCCUGCCGCCGGGGGAUGGCCCCUUUCCAGGAGUGAUUGACAUGUACGGUGAUGAAGGAGGUUUGGUUGAAUUUAGAUCCAGUCUCCUGGCUACCCGUGGUUUUGCUGCUCUUUCUCUUCCAUAUUUUAACUUUGAAGAUCUCCCAAAGGUCAUGAAAGAAUUAAAACUCGAGUAUUUUGAGGAGGCAGCUAGAUUCCUACAGCGUCACCCAAAGGUGAAGGGACCAGGAGUUGGAGUGAUUGGGACUGGGAAAGGGGCAGAAUUAGCACUCUCCAUGAUCACGUUCCUGCCAGAAGUAGUGGCGGCUGUCUCUGUCUCCGGCUGUAGUUCCAACACUGUUGCAGACCUCCACUAUGGUGAGAUGACUCUGCCUGGGCUGCGUUUUGAUAUGAAUAAGGUCAUUGUUUCUCGUGCUGGGGUAUUUGACACUUUUGAAGCUCUGGAUGACCCAACGAAUCCUGCUAAUUCUCCUUGCACGAUCCCCAUUGAAAAAGCAGAAGGUCACUUUCUCUUUGUGGUAGGGGAAGAUGAUUGUAUGUGGAAGAGCUCCCUAUAUGCUGAGCUGGCAAUUGGCCGUCUACGCCAGCAUGGGAAAGAAAAUUUUGAACUCUUGAGUUAUCCGGGAGCAGGUCACCGAAUUGAUCCGCCUUCUACUCCAUUUUGUAAGGUAGCUAUCGAUCGGCUUUUGAGGGUACCUGUUCUGGAAGGUGGAGAGAGCAAAGCACAUGCUCACGCACAGGAACACUCCUGGAGAAAGAUUCGGGAGUUUCUGCACUUGCAUUUGGGAUGAACACAUAAGAACCUGCAAGUUGUUGCAAAGCUGCAGAGGCCUGAGCUUGAGCCACCAAAAUGACUGGCAAAUGGAGGGACUGACUAAGCAAAGCUUUGAAAUACGAGAUAACCAAAUGAUUACUUACCUACAAAUGUAAAUCCGAAAAGGGAAUUGAUUUCUUGGACUAGCCUAAGUUAUUUUAAUUAGGUACACAGAGGAGAA
Eurypyga helias (sunbittern) is the source of this 1110-nucleotide messenger RNA. Its product is annotated as acyl-coenzyme A amino acid N-acyltransferase 2-like. Gene Ontology annotation, biological process: acyl-CoA metabolic process; fatty acid metabolic process. Gene Ontology annotation, molecular function: fatty acyl-CoA hydrolase activity. The record is from RefSeq and is a predicted model, not a curated record. The annotation marks the transcript as partial. The transcript is spliced from 3 exons. Lineage: Eukaryota; Metazoa; Chordata; Aves; Eurypygiformes; Eurypygidae.